AUGGCUGCGCGUGGUCUUCCGUCCCCUGCGGCGGUGCUACCGUCUCCCGUCGCGAUGAACUCGUCGCUCGGUCCUCAGGGUCGUGGCAGCAACUGCGAGGCCGAGUCUCUCGGCUCGUCCUGCUCCUCAGCGUCCUCUGCAGCAUCCCAGUCGGCCAACGGCAAGUACUACAACCCCGUAGUAAUGGAUAUUAUCCGCGAAGACUGGAUUCAGCAGCAGCUACAGCAGCGUCAAGCCUCGUACACCGAGUUCCGCCCUACACGCGUCGUCACAGGCACUUGGAACGUCAACGCGAAGAAGCCACUGGGUCCCUCUGAAGCAUCCAAGAUCGUCCAUUGGUUGCAUCCUCCAACGACAGAAAGCCGACGAGAACCGCCAGAUAUUGUAGCCUUAGGAUUUCAGGAGAUCGUAGAUCUAAAUGCGGUCAACGUGGUGGUGAAUAGUGCGAUGACGGUGCAACGCAGCUCAGCAUGGGAAGAAGCCAUGCUUACAGCAUUGAAUCGCUAUAUUGGAGCCCCUGCUGGAAGCUCCGACACCUCAGUACAGUACAGAGUGGUGUUAGAGAAGCACCUGGUAGGGAUUCUACUGCUAGUGUUCGUUAGAACCGACCACUGGGACCAUGUGAAGGAGAUCAAGGGAGCGACCGCCGGUGUGGGAAUCAUGGGCGUCAUGGGCAACAAAGGAGGAGCAGCUGUGAGGCUCAAAUUCUAUAGCAGUACACUCUGCUUUGUAUGCGCCCACUUGGCUGCUCACAGAGAAAAUGUAGCUGGGAGGAAUGCUGACUAUCUCAAUAUUAUGAGUAAGAUUCAGUUCGAGGAGAGUGUCGAGGAUGGAACGACUGCACCGGUACAAGACUUGAGUGGCAGGUUUUGGAGUGGUGAACCUUCGAUUCUGAACCAUGACUUUGUAUUCUGGAUCGGCGACUUAAACUAUCGUAUCCAGGAUUCGUUGACCACUGAAGAAGUCUUCCGUCUUGCAGAAAGUGGCCACUCGCUGAAUGAAUUGCAGCAACACGAUCAAUUAACGAACGAGAGACGAGCUGGUAGAGUGUUGAGAGGGUUUGAAGAAGGUCCGCUGGCAUUCCCUCCGACGUACAAGUUCCAGGCUGGUACGUCAGAGUAUGAAAAGCGGCCUGAGAAGAAACUACGUGCUCCGGCAUGGUGCGAUCGUGUGCUGUGGAGAGCAAAGACCCCAACAGAUGUAAAGCUACGUUGCUAUAGCUCAGUCCCGGUGUUGGAUCUGUCCGAUCACAAGCCAGUCCACGCUCUGUUCGACAUUCAAGUGAAAGACCAAGUCGAGUCCAAGAAAAACGACGUCAUCCGGGAGAUCAUGAUGCAGCUGGACAAGUGGGAGAACGAGAAUAUGCCCAAGGUCCGGCUACUCCAGGAGGACAGCAGCACAGCUAGCAGCGGCGUGUUCUCCUUCUCGCAGCUCAUAUAUGGUGUAGAGCAGAAGAAAAAGGUGAUUAUCGAGAACACAGGUCUCGUCGUGGCGCAUUUCCGGUUCAUUCCGAAGCUGGAAGAUGUCGCUGUGUGCAAGUCGUGGCUGAAUGUUGCGCCCAUGUUCGGCAUGAUCCCACCGCGUGAGAAGAUGGAGAUCUGCAUCACAGCUCUCGUUGACGUCAAUGUCGCUCACGGUCUCACUAGCGGAGAGGAAAGUCUCGACGACACGAUGAUCUUACGCGUGGAGAAUGGACGGGACUACUUCUUGGUGGUGUCCGGACAGUACGCAAACUCAUGCUUCGGGAGUUCUCUGGAGCAGCUCGUGUCCUGUUCGGAGCCUAUCCGACACGCCAAGUUCACAGCUGCUCGCUCUCCUGCAGCCUCGGUCUUUAGCGUUUGGGUUGGAGGCGCCACGGUGCCCAAGGAGCUGUGGCGGAUGGUGAACGACAUCUACGAGAACUACAUGCACGAGAAGAAUUUGUUCGUCGAAGCGGGGAGUAAGGCGGAGAUUCUACAGCUCCGAGAAGCGCUGGACACGGGCUCUCCGUUCCCGGAACACAGCGGCUACUCGACCGCAGAAUUGCUCGUGCGGUGGCUUCAAGCGUUACGACAGAGCGUGGUGCCAGACGAAGCCUUGGCCGCCGCGGUUGCAAGUGCGAACGGCAACAUGGCGCAAGGGUGUCGAGCGUUGCUGGAUGGGUUGCCUCCAGUGCGCUACAACGUGGUGGUCUACUUGGUGGCGUUCUUACGAGAAGUCAUCAAACACAACGCCACCAACAAACUGUCACCCGAGAAGCUCGCGUUCGUCUUCGGUCGGUGUCUCGUGUCGCCGUGCAGACGGACCACUGGCAAAGACGCGAACGUGGGGCGUGUCUUGGCGCUCGACGAGCACAAGCAGCCCAACUCGCAGUCGUCUACAACCUCCACCGUGUCAAGUGUGGGCUCCAACCAGUCAGGCAUUCUCAUACCUCCAAAGAGCGGACCGCCCGAAGAACGGCUACGUCGAGAUGCGCACGAGUUCGAGGUCGCCCAAGCAAACGCCGCCCAGCGAGCGGAGAAGAUGGACAAGUUCCUUCUGCACUUCCUGUCCAUGCCAUGA
Molecule: messenger RNA, 2541 nt
Organism: Phytophthora infestans T30-4
Lineage: Eukaryota; Oomycota; Peronosporomycetes; Peronosporales; Peronosporaceae
Product: inositol polyphosphate 5-phosphatase, putative
Exons: 3
Coding region: 1-2541 (846 amino acids)
Biological process (GO): phosphatidylinositol dephosphorylation; signal transduction
Molecular function (GO): inositol phosphate phosphatase activity
Source: RefSeq, a predicted model, not a curated record